Molecule: messenger RNA, 2235 nt
Organism: Malania oleifera
Lineage: Eukaryota; Viridiplantae; Streptophyta; Magnoliopsida; Santalales; Ximeniaceae
Exons: 11
Coding region: 366-1706 (446 amino acids)
Molecular function (GO): calcium ion binding; 3'-5'-RNA exonuclease activity
Source: RefSeq, a predicted model, not a curated record
GACAAUCCAUCUGCACCACCUCUUCUUCUAUUCUACACAUUCUGAUUUCUGAGAUCCUGAAUCGCUCGCCGCCCUCUCCCUCUUUUCCCUAUCUUUCUUCUUUACUCCUCUCCAUUCUUCUCCCCUGCCAUUAAUGCUGAUCAAAUUUGUGCCCCUCCACCACGCCUACCACCACCAUUACCAUCACCGUCAUCAUCACCGUCACCAUCACCAUCACCAUCACCGCCACCACCACCACCACCACCCCCACCACCGCCACCUUAGUUAUAUUGCAGCGACUUCAUCACCAGCACCGGUGGACGGAGACUUCCUUCCAAUUUGUUUGCUGAGGACGACCAUUGAUUUGAGAAUUUUCAAGAAGAAGAAUGGUGAAGGGUAGAAGAACGGUGAGAGCCAGGGUAUCGAGAAUCGGGAGCUAUGCCAUCGCCUCUUGCGUCACUGACCGAUCUUGCAUUACCUGCACCACCUUCAACAUCCUUGCUCCCAUCUACAAACGCCUCAACCAAGAGGAUCAGGAUCGCCGCGAGAGCGAUAACAGAGCCAAUUGGCUUGCCAGGAACCACAGAAUAUUGGAUUGGUUGUUGUGCGAAAGAUCUUCCAUCAUUUGUCUUCAGGAGUUCUGGGUUGGAAAUGAAGAGCUUGUGAAUAUAUAUGAGAAGAGACUGGGCGAUGCUGGUUAUACCACCCUCAAGCUUGCUCGGACCAACAACCGUGGAGAUGGUCUGCUGACUGCUGUACAUAAGGACUACUUCAAGGUUCUUAACCAUCGAGCAUUACAUUUCAAUGAUUGUGGCGAUCGUGUUGCUCAACUGUUACACGUUGAGUUAGUUGUCCCCUUUUCACAAAGCCGAAACAGCAAUACUCGGCAAGAAAUUCUCAUUGUGAACACUCACUUAUUAUUUCCCCACGAUUCAAGCCUGUGUCUGGUACGAUUGCACCAGGUCUACAAAAUCUUGCAAUAUGUUGAAUCUUAUCAGAAAGAACAUAGCCUCAAUCCCAUGCCCAUCAUCCUUUGUGGUGAUUGGAAUGGAAGCAAGCGUGGGCAUGUUUACAGGUUCCUCAGGUCCCAGGGGUUUGUAUCAUCAUAUGACACCGCUCAUCAAUACACAGAUGCAGAUGCACACAAGUGGAUUAGCCACCGAAACCAUCGGGGGAACAUCUGUGGUGUAGAUUUUAUAUGGCUUCUUAAUCCUAAUAAGUACCGGAAACUACUAAAAACAAGCUGGAAUGAAGCUGUAUUCGGCAUGUUCAAGUAUCUUCUACGAAGAGCUUCACUGACAGAAAAUGAUGCAUUUGCCUUUCUAAAGGCUGAUAACCAUGCUGACUACAUUACUUAUUCAGGUUUCUGCGAAGCACUUCGACAGCUUAAUUUAACCGGCCAUUGCCAUGGACUUGGUGAUGAAGGGACAAAGGAAUUGUGGUUCCAAGCAGACAUAGAUGGGAAUGGUGUUCUUGAUUAUAAGGAAUUUCAGCAGCGAAUUUGGAAUCCAAUUUGGUCCGAGCAAAGAGAUGAAUGUGAAGUCCGAAAUGAUAUUGUGAAGGAUUCUAUGCAACAAACAAUUGGUUUCAGUGUGAAGAAUGCUGUUCUUUUUCCUUCUGAAGUGGAGAAGGGAAUGUGGCCUGAAAACUACUCCCUCUCUGACCAUGCCCGCCUCACAGUGGUGUUCUCACCAGUGAGGAUGCCAUGCUGCCAGAUGAUAUCCUAGAUCAUCUCCCAUGCAACGAAAUUUGAGUGCCAAAUUUGUACAUAUAUGGUAGAUACAAAAGCAAAGAGACGAGCAAAGAAACGUUGGGGGCUAUAGAUACAAAUCUUGUCAAAUGGACGCCACCAUAGCCAUCAGGGGCUUUCAACUUUCCUAUGAGCAAUGAUCCUUGCUUGAGUUGGCUGGUGCCGCUUUGGCAGGGUUGGCAUUGUCAAUUGUUAACUUGCCAAUUGGUGUUGAUGGCCUAUCUCAUCAUCAAAAACCCUUCGUCCAAGCUACCCGCAUCAUCUAGCUUCCUGUUGUAUUUACCUAACACAGAGAGGGGAAGAAGACAAAUAGAUAAAAAUGAGGGGGAAGAUGGAAGGGUGGGAAUUUGUAUAGACGAAAAAAUAUGUUGCCUGGCAGCAAUUAUUUUUUGUAGCAGUAUGAGAUUCAUCCUCCUAGACCCUUGAGACAUUUUGGACUGCGUUAUGCAUUAAUUCAACGGAAGCUCGUUAUUUUAUUUACUUAUUACAUUUCUUUUGGUUUUCCC